UCCGAUCGGUCCCAUUUCACGAGCGUGCGCCUAGCGUGUGUCUUCGCGAUUCUUGUGUUGUUUUCAUAAAGUGAAGAGCCACAGCUGGUUCUCUUUUUGUGUACGCAUUUAUUGUAGGCUGUGUAUUGUGUUUAUUAGUGAAAACAUCUCCAACUUAGUGAUUCCGACGUAAUGACUGUGAAUGUGAACAGAAACGGUAAAAUCCCCGCGUUUGCGUUUCCUAAACAGAAGAAUGAUACGUGACAGUAUUUAAAGGUUUUGUUUUCUGUUUAUCCUUUGCGUUUCUCUUGAAACUGCACCAGGCUCUGUCACCGGACGGUGAAGUGUGCAUUCAAUUCUGAAUUAAUUACCAAGCCACAACAAUGCCUAUAUUCUCCGACUUGAGCCUCUACUAUUGCGGCUCCUCAACGCCCCUUCCCCCUUCCUUUUAUAGUAAUCACGUUUCGUCAUUUACCUCACCUUCAACAAGCUAUACUCCAAGAGGCGGAGUAUAUUCUGGUUAUUCUAGUGGUUUCUCUCUCCUUAAUCUUUCCCCCCGCCUACUGCCCAUGCCUCCACGAGUCAACAAAUAUUCACCUCUUUUACCUACAAUCUCCGAAACGUCGUCGUUACCUGCCUUCCCUCUUCGUCCUCUGCCCCGCAUCUCGUCACCUAGGGUUGUUCCUGCUUACAGAGCUCCUAGACCGAUAAAUAUCGAUACUGCUGAUAUCGAUGUAUCAACCCCUCGCAAAAGAACUGAUAGAAUCUCAAGAGAUCGUGAUGAUUCCCAGCAAGGUACAAUAAAAAGGGGAAGAACUGUCGUGCGUCUCCACACCAAGCGGUUAAAAGAGAAUCCGGGACUUGUACAAAACCGGAGAAUGACACCAGGUGAAAAAUUGGUUGAAAAGUUUUUGAUCAAGGAUAAACAGACGGAACAAGCGAAACGGAAAGAAGGUGAAACAGAAGCGAGCAGUCCGAAACAUGUGCGAAGAAGUUGUGAUGUACAAGAAGGGGAAGAUGAACGCUCUAACACUUCCAGAAGAAAAAGUGUUAAAGAUCUAGAACGCUUGAUUGACUGUGGUGAGCCGGAGAGGAUCUCCUCGAAGAAAGAGCUGGUUGGUGGUGGUGAGGUGCAGGAUGUGAUAACAGUGACACAGUCGGAGGCUCUCGAUUUGUUAUUAUCUGAGACGGACAAUGAGACCGAAAUUAUCUCAACGAAACCCGGACUAUCACCAGAGCCGCCACCGGGCGAAAAAUACGUAUCUGUGAAAGACAAACAGAAGUCACAGACGGUAAAGAAGAGACCAAGAAAACGAGAUAAGGGCUCUACAAUAAAACGGUUUGAUCAUAACGAAGCUCCGGUAAGUCAAGCACCAGCAGAGAAAUCUUUGCUACAAAGAAGAAACACUGUGAAGAAGCUCAGAAGAAAUUCUCGGGACAUUGAAUCACUUAUAUUAGCCAUAGAUGAGAGAGAAAGCUCAAAGCUGUCCACCCCUGCUGGCCUAUUGCCUAUGCCAGCCAGUACAAUAACAUCGACACCAACUACGUCGACAACAUCAACACCAAUUAAUUCAACACCGUCAACGCCAGUAACACCAGUAGUCGAAACAUUGCCGUUGGAUGUGAGAAGACCCGUUGUUUUUGAAUCACAGUGUUCGAACAGAGACAUGUACCCAUUCAAAACGAAGGUCAGUGACCGGAAAUCCGAGCCAAAUGUUUCGAAAAUAGUAUCGGCAGAAAUUUCAGUUGAAAAUGCCGGUGACUUAAUUAAAAAAAUGCCACUUAAGUUUGUAGUAGACGAAAUCAAAGUCGAAGAAACUCAGAAAUCACCGAAAUUGCUUCGUUAUGAAGUUACUGUGGAAGAAGUCGGUAAUAGUGAAAUGCCAUUCCAGAAAGACGAACGUGCAGAACGCUCAGAACUGCUUGAUGAGAGUACAUGUGACUCAACAAUAAAGCAUGGCUUGAAGCCAGCGGAAAGUGACGUAACAUAUAAUUCCGCUUCUGUGCCUAAUCGAAAAGAAGAGAGCGAAUUUACUUUUAAUCGGACACACGAGUCGCAGAAGGCAGAGAUCAUUCCUGAAACUGUUCCAGAAGUUGAAGUUUCACUUAGCAACAUUGCUGAAAGCAACUCGAAACAAGUUGAUAGUCUUUCCUUUUCACCAGAUAUUAGAUAUAAUGAGAAAGGAAGAAACCAACAGGCUUUAACGGCAGGUUCCGAAAUGACUGAUUUUCCAAGUCUCGUACAUAUGUAUUCUAAACAAGACGCUGACGGUGAUUCUGGAUCAGGAAAGGACGGAUUCGAGAAUGAAGAAAUAAAGUACACAGCUUCAGAAUGUGAUACAAAAGCAUCACCAACUGAGAAAGAAUUCAAUCAAGUUGAGAUUCUGAAGAACACAACACCAGUGAAUAAAUUCACAGUACAUAAAGAUGUAACAGGAACACCAAAGGCUCAACAUAGAGACAAAAUUGAGAAAGACACUUCUAAUAAAAAGUUGAUGGAAUAUUUAAAAAUAACAGAAAGAAACUCUUCAAGUCAGAGACCUGAAAUCCCUUUAACGUCUGGUCAAAAGAACGAACAGUGUAGUAUUCCAGCAUGGAAAAAAGCACUGAUUGCAAGAACUCAGGCGAGCAACGCCAGUAAAGCCCAGAGUCAAAUUGGCAUGCAACAAAACUGUCAGUUAAGCCCUGUAUCACAAGUUUCCAAUAAAGAUAAUACGACGACAUCGAACGAAAAAACGCUUAAAGCCAUUGUUGAAUCUCGCAAUGAAAACUGUGAAUCCCUUCUUCAGGAUACAAAACCACCCGCCAUACUAUCCACAGAAAGCUGUUCCAAUAUCUCGGAGCCCGAAACAACUGAAGAAGACCAAAUUGAAAACACCAAGUCUGCAGAUGCGGAUUCUUUGUGCGGGAAUUCUAGCCCCGAAAAAGCAGCGCUGCAGUCCGCCAAGUCAGAUCCAGCAGAAAAACUAGAAAUUCAAGUAACAGAGGGAAAAAAAUCCGCUGAAGCACUUUCAGCAGAUCAAAAUGUAAAACAUUUCGGAAAAGCUGAAGCAGAGAAUUUGAACAAUGCUGCAGUUGGUUUAUAUUCAAGUAAAGAAAAGAAAAAUGCAGACGAAAGACAAAUAUUGGAAAACAAACUGAAACCUAUCCAACCGCUGUCCGCAGGAAAUGAUAAGUCAGCGGAAACAAAAUUAGAAAGUGUCCAACUAAAGCAUGCUGAAAGGACACACGUUGGAACGGCAAAGGCAACUGAAGCGACGCCGAAAGAAAAUAAAGCAAAGCAGCCUCAUGCAACAGUUGCAAAUGGGACGAAAGCUGGCGAGUUGGAGAUGACAAAGGGUAAAUUGAAACCCCCUCAAAGGUUACCUGAACAGAAGUCGCCACCUAACAUGAAUCUGUCAAAAUGUGAAACAAUAUCAGAGACUGUUGGAAUUGAAACAUUGGCCGCUAAAUUGAAACAUGUAGAGAAAAAGGAUGUAAAUGAACCAAAAACUACAAUAGAACCACCUGUCGGAAAGAAGGUGACAACUGAAAUAAAACCAGGUGGUGAGAAAACAAUUCCUGCAGGAGAAUCUCCUGUAGAGGAGUUAAUGUCCACUGAAACUGAAAUGCCGGCAAAUUCACCGGCUUCCGUGAGAGACGAGGAGAGGGGUGAGGAACCACGAAAUCCCGAGCUGAAAACAUCGGCAGUUGAAGAAGAACUUGUCGGAAGGUCAGCAGCGUCUGUUGGUACGAAAUUGAAAGACUCGAAACCUGUGCCUGCAGGAAAUGAACCUAAACAAACAAAAACAAAUCCACCUGAAAAGAAACUCAUGCCAGUCAACGCUGAAGUCUCGAGUCACCUGAAGUCAACUGGGACGCUCGCAGCGGAAACAGGAAAACCCUGUGUGACGUCAGUAGUGGAGGAGCCAGAUUCUGCAAGUUGUGCUGCAACUGCUGAACCUGAAAGCAAGGAUACCGCCGAGGAGAUCUCAUCAGAAGAUGAAGCCGACUCUGAAGAGGAAACGGAUACCGAAACUGAUGAUGAUGGUGAUGAUGACGGUGAGGAAGUGAGACGACUGUCUCAACGCGCAAGUACCUCCUCGUCGGAAGACUCCGGAUUUGACAGCCUUCCCACUUCCGUUCCCGGUAGCCCAGCUUAUUAUAAGAAGGACCCCAACAUCAAGGACUGCGAUGUGAAUUGUCACAAGAAAUGCGAGAAGCUGAUGCCCCAUCUGUGCGGUGUCAACCAGAAACUCGUUGUCGAAGCUCUGACCUCACUAAAGAAAGCUGCCUCAUGUAGCAGUGGAAGCAGCACUGACUCUGCUAUAUCCAGCGCAACCCUGAGCAGCAGUUCUACACUAGGUCUUGAUCCCUAUGAUGACCACAGUCCUACCAGCACACUUGCCAGGAGUGGUCGUGUCACACCACCUGCAACCACAAUUCCACGGUUCAGGAAAUACACAGUAGAAGACUUCCAUUUCCUUAAAGUUCUUGGCAAAGGCAGCUUUGGAAAGGUUCUGCUCGCAGAACUGAAAGGCACUGAGUGCUAUUAUGCUGUCAAGUGUCUCAAGAAAGAUGUGGUGCUGGAAGAUGAUGAUGUAGAAUGCACGCUGAUAGAAAGGAAAGUCCUGGCACUGGGAACAAAACAUCCGUACCUCUGCCAUCUUUUCUGCACCUUCCAGACUGAGUCUCAUUUGUUCUUCGUGAUGGAGUACCUCAAUGGUGGUGACCUGAUGUUCCACAUACAGCAAACUGGGAGAUUCCCUGAGCAGAGAGCCAGAUUCUAUGCAGCAGAAAUAGUCUCUGGGCUCAAGUUCCUUCAUAAGAAAGGUGUGGUGUACAGAGAUCUCAAACUGGACAAUAUUUUGCUUGACUUUGACGGCCAUGUUCGCAUAGCUGAUUUUGGAAUGUGUAAACUUCAGAUCUACCUGGACAGGACGGCAGAUACAUUCUGCGGAACACCUGAUUACAUGGCCCCAGAGAUUAUAAAAGGACUAAAGUACAAUCAGUGUGUGGACUGGUGGUCUUUUGGGGUUCUCCUAUAUGAAAUGUUGAUCGGUCAGUCUCCCUUCAGUGGCUGUGAUGAAGAUGAUCUUUUCUGGUCUAUCUGCAAUGAGCAGCCACAGUAUCCCAGAUUCCUGUCACGAGAAGCCAACAGCAUACUCCAUCUGUUCCUGGAAAAAGAUUCAUCUAAGCGGCUAGGAACAAAUGGGAGCAUGGCAGGAGAUGUGGUGGACCAGCCAUUCUUCCGGAAUAUUGACUGGAAUGCUCUCGAGCGCCGUGAGCUAGAACCACCAUUCAAACCCAGAGUGCAACACCCACUGGAUGUUCAGUACUUUGACAAGGCGUUCACAGCAGAACGAGCCAAACUGACACCAGUGCAAAAAGAAAUAUUACAAUCGAUGGAUCAAACACAAUUCCAAGGUUUCAGUUAUACUAAUCCAAAUGCAACAGACUGAAGUGGAAUCCAUUAUUUUAGUCUUGUUGGACUCAUUAGUCUCGUUGACCACUGACAGGUGGUCCUGCUGUUGAGACUGACCUCUUCUUCCACACUAGAGUGAAGGCAGAAACUUGCCCUUGUCUUGUCUUAUCCUUCAAUUCAUGCUCUACUUCAACCAUAUUGGAACGUACAUAUACACAGCAUGAGCAUUAUGAAUAUAUCUAUUUUCCUUUGUAAAAGUCGCUAUGAAAUACUGUAAUGUGUUUCAUAUAAUAUAGGAAAAUCUAGAAUAUUUAUAACAUUCAUCAUAAUCUCCACAUUCUUUGGCCAAUUCAGUGGUCAUGUGUGCAGAAAUCAGAUAAGAAGUGAUGUUCCAGUAACAGCACUUGGUGCGUAAAUAUUCAGGGAAGUUGAGAACUGUUACAGACAGCAUGAUUUCUUCUGACUUAGUUUAAUGUCCAGCAGGUGAAUGUUUUGGGCUGAUAGAUAUGAUGGUUAUUGUAGCUACAUAAUGUUGAAGGGCAUAAUUCUUUCUUUUACAUGCAGAAUCUGGGAAAUUUCUCCAGUCUGGUAACCACAUCCUAAAUUGAAUGGUACUAAUGUCUCACUUGUAAUGCUGUAUAGUCUAGUAGAACUUCAGUGAUGUUUAGAGGAACAUACUGCCUUCGGUAGCCGCCUAUGCCUUGCAGGCUACAUUCUUGGAUAUCUCUUGGACCGUGAAAAUAAGGGCAAAAUAUGUAUCAGACUAUAUGGCAUUACAUCCCAAAUAUGUUGUGAGAAUCUCAAAUCCAACAAAUUUUGAAGUAUUAUUCUCAAAUUAUAGUAAAGGUAAAGUUAUCCUGUAACAGGCCGUGGAGACCCAUAGGGUUAUGAGAGGUUGAGGCUUCACGUCUUCUAGACAAUCAGCUCACAGAUGGCGGUAAGGUUGUCAGCCUUACUGUUAGGGACAGAGUGGAUCACAGGGUCAUAGUGCAGCUGGAAGGAUUAGGUAAAUUGAAAAAAUCCACCUCAUUGGGACUCGAUCCAGCGAACUUCCGGCUUGUAGCAUAGUACCUCAACCAACUAUGCUACUGUGUACCCCUCUCAGAUUAUAGUAUGGAAUAAAAAUUGAUAUUAUGUUCACAUAUGCAUGUUUUUUCAACCUCCAUAAUUUCAUAGACUACAUCAAAUAUAAGUAACAGCCUCAAAAUUAAUUUGAUGCAACAAAAAUUAUCUCAUACUGUACUAUAUUUUUUAUUGCUAGUGGGGUGGGACUAAGUUCCUUGUACUGCGGCCACAUCUGGCCUAUUG
Cryptotermes secundus is the source of this 6691-nucleotide messenger RNA. It is a transcript of the gene Pkcdelta, whose product is annotated as putative protein kinase C delta type homolog. Bases 363 to 5420 code for a protein of 1685 amino acids. Gene Ontology annotation, molecular function: diacylglycerol-dependent serine/threonine kinase activity; ATP binding. The record is from RefSeq and is a predicted model, not a curated record. Gene Ontology annotation, biological process: peptidyl-serine phosphorylation; intracellular signal transduction. NCBI's taxonomy places the organism in Eukaryota, Metazoa, Arthropoda, Insecta, Blattodea, Kalotermitidae. The transcript has 9 exons.